This is a messenger RNA of Engraulis encrasicolus (European anchovy), 1680 nucleotides long. RefSeq lists its product as uncharacterized. The record is from RefSeq and is a predicted model, not a curated record. Bases 278 to 1432 code for a protein of 384 amino acids. The transcript is spliced from 8 exons. NCBI's taxonomy places the organism in Eukaryota, Metazoa, Chordata, Actinopteri, Clupeiformes, Engraulidae.
AGUUACUUUUGGAUGAGACUGACUGCAGCAUUAUAGUGUUAUGAGAAGUGGUUAUUGUGUUGACAGAUUUUUGUUCAUUUCAGGAUUGUGGCACACUUAAUUCAUGUAUUCUUUUGAAUCGUUGUUAUUUUCCUUUUUAAAAACUUAGUUUGACAUCCUUUUUUGAAUCCACCACAUCUCAGAUGUUGUGUUGUGUUGUGUUGUGUUGUGUUGUGUUGUGUUGUGUUGUGUUGUGUUGUGUUGUGUUGUGUUGUGUUGUGUUGUGUUUUAGCCCAUCAUGAGUGAUGGGGAGAGUGUGAGUGAUGAAUGCAGCGAUGAUGUGUCCACCAUCAGCCUCAUAUCUGAAGCUGCCAGUGAGCCUCUGACUUCGAGUGAAGAAUCGAGCAGUGGUGCCUCCAGCCCCAGCCCCAUCUCUGAAGGUCCCAACAAGCCCACAAGUGAGUCUUUGAGCCAGGAGGACUGGAGCAGAGAGGCUGACAUCAGCGCUUCCUCCGACUCCAGUACUGUCUCUGCAGGCCCCAGCCAGGUACCUCAGCCUCGUCUUCCAUCAGCCAGAGCCCUCCCACCUAGAGGGGUGAAGAGCUGGACGAGGCCUGGGGUUCGUGAUGACUCAAGAGCCGCAGACAGCAACGCAUGCUUGGGAGAUGGCACAAGCCUUAGCGACGUUGAGGGCGAUGACGAUGAUGAGAUCUGGAACGCUAUCAGAGGCAUCACGAAUGCUGGAGACUGCCAUCUCAGUGACGCCUCCAGCACUGAGUUUAAUCAAGACCCUGACGAAGGACCGAGCAUCCGUGAUUUGAACGAUGAUCACAGCCUUCUUGCGGCCUUCAGUGACCCUCGUCUCAGGAGAAACUUGAGAAAGCCAACCACCACCGCCAAAGGCAUCGUCAAUGCCAGCCUCCGCCCAGUGAGGAAGCUCACAGUGAUGGUGCCGACAUGCUGGAACGAGCCCGCGGACAGCCAGGAGACCUCCGAGGGGGAUGACUGCCCGGCCUCCACUGACCAUGAGUCACCCGUCCUGGACAUUGCUGCAGCUGAUGCAUCUGCCGGCUCCCCUCAGCAGCAGACACCCACCCAGCAGCUGCUGCAGGACCAGGCUGUUGUUGAGGAGGACGCAGCCGAGCGACGUGGUGGAAGUGGAAGUGGGGUCUGCGUGGAGGAGGGCACACAGAGAGGAGAGAAGGGGGUCUGCUGCCCUUUCCUGAGACGCCUGGGCAAGACCCUCAGGAGCCUGGGACGGAGAGGUAGGAAGGUGGAGCCCCUUAGCAUUCCCCAGACCAUGCAGAAGGACGCAGCCGAGCGACGUGGUGGAAGUGGAGCCUGCGUGGAGGAGGAAGGCGCUCAGGAAGGAGAGAAUGGGGUCUGCUGCCCUUUCCUGAGACGCCUGGGCAAGAGCCUCAGGAGCCUAGGCAGGAGAAUCAGGGGGACAUAAUUAGGCCCUCAUUACAUGGAAUGUAUUGGUUGAGGGGGCCCUAUCAGAUGACUUUGUCCCGGGCCCAGCCAAAGCUGUCAACGGCCCUGGUUGCACCUCUCACCUCAAGACUCCAAGUGCUCUCCAGCGGGACUGUCUUAUGGGAACCCCCUGCACCCCAACUCCGCUGGUGGGUGGGAGACGUGACGCCCUGUUUUUUCGUAACAUUGGUUAUUUUUCCUCUUAAAAACAAAUUUCAAUAAAGAUGA